Messenger RNA from Dipodomys spectabilis (banner-tailed kangaroo rat), 453 nucleotides. RefSeq names its product zinc finger and BTB domain-containing protein 47-like. Bases 29 to 445 code for a protein of 138 amino acids. The transcript has 3 exons. Lineage: Eukaryota; Metazoa; Chordata; Mammalia; Rodentia; Heteromyidae. The record is from RefSeq and is a predicted model, not a curated record.
GACGUGCGGGAAGUCCUUCAAGCGCAGCAUGUCGCUGAAGGUGCACUCGCUGCAGCACUCCGGGGAGAAGCCCUUCCGCUGCGAGAACUGCAACGAGCGCUUCCAGUACAAGUACCAGCUGCGCUCCCACAUGAGCAUAACCACAUCGGACACAAGCAGUUCAUGUGCCAGUGUGCGGCAAGGACUUCAACAUGAAGCAGUACUUCGACGAGCACAUGAAGACGCACACAGGGGAGAAGCCGUACAUCUGCGAGAUCUGCGGCAAGAGCUUCACCAGCCGGCCCAACAUGAAGCGGCACCGGCGCACGCACACCGGCGAGAAGCCGUACCCGUGCGAGGGGUGCGGCCAGCGCUUCCCCGCUUCUCCAACAUGCUCAAGGCGCACCGCGAGAAGUGCUUCCGCCUCAGCCGCGCGCCCGGCCCCCGACGGCGGCCCCCCGCCUGACGCACGCA